Messenger RNA from Ogataea philodendri, 972 nucleotides. RefSeq lists its product as uncharacterized. The transcript has a single exon. Gene Ontology annotation, molecular function: 6-phosphogluconolactonase activity. The coding region runs from base 1 to 972 and encodes 323 amino acids. NCBI's taxonomy places the organism in Eukaryota, Fungi, Ascomycota, Pichiomycetes, Pichiales, Pichiaceae. Gene Ontology annotation, biological process: carbohydrate metabolic process; pentose-phosphate shunt. The record is from RefSeq and is a predicted model, not a curated record.
AUGACAACUGCGGUUCCCUUGAUAUACUCAUUCCCAGAGUUCAGCGGAGUCGCUGAGGCUGUAGCAGAUCACGUUGUUGCUGCUCAGAACUACGCAUUAUUUGGAGACAACAACCGUAAGAAGUCGAUUUCGGAAGCUGGUAGCUCAAAGAAUCUGUCUGCGAACUCGAAUGGAUCGCAAUCGUUGAGAAAUAUUGCUGAACAAAGUGCAUCGUCAAUAAAUUUAAGCGGGAACGCAACGCCAACCUCGUCCAAAGAACAACGCAAAAAGAAGAAGGAGGAAAACAGAAGGUUCAGAAUAGGACUCAGUGGAGGAUCUUUGAUUGGUGUGUUACGCGAAGGGUUACUCAGUCGGACCGAUGUUGAGUGGAGUAAAUGGGACGUUUAUUUUGCAGAUGAGAGACUUGUUCCUUUUGACUCACCAGAGUCCAAUUACGGCAAGGCCAAGUCCCAGAUAUUUGAUCAGAUACCAAAAGACCGUGGAUAUCCAAGGAUUUUCCCCAUUGACGAGACUCUAUUAAGCGACCCACAAGAAUGCGCAGACAUGUACGAAAAGACCCUGAUUAAAGGUUUUGCGUACAAAGACUCUGUGAAACUUCCGAUGUUCGAUCUAAUUUUGCUUGGAUGCGCUCCAGACGGCCAUGUUGCUUCUUUAUUCCCUAAUCACGAAACAUUAAGAGAGAAUUACGCCUGGUGUGCUCCUGUCGAAGACGCACCUUCCGGCCCUCCCUCCAGAAUCACAUUGACCGUUCCCGUGAUCUGCCACUCGAACAGAGUUUCCUUCGUUGUGGAAGGUGCAACAAAGGCCCCGGUUAUCAGCACCAUCAUGGAAAGACCAGACAAAGGUCUUCCUGCCAGUAUUAUCAACGAGAAGGCCGCUGGACGCAUCGCAUGGUUUGUGGACGACGAUGCUGUGAGCGAUGUUGUGAGUGUCACCAAGAAACGGUACAAGUUUUUGGUCCAAAGCGACUAA